Stereum hirsutum FP-91666 SS1 is the source of this 1920-nucleotide messenger RNA. RefSeq lists its product as uncharacterized. Gene Ontology annotation, molecular function: translation initiation factor activity. The record is from RefSeq and is a predicted model, not a curated record. Gene Ontology annotation, biological process: translational initiation; formation of translation preinitiation complex. Lineage: Eukaryota; Fungi; Basidiomycota; Agaricomycetes; Russulales; Stereaceae. The transcript is spliced from 9 exons. The coding region runs from base 1 to 1920 and encodes 639 amino acids.
AUGUUCAAGAAACCGCCGAAGACUUUAAAGACAUCAGCACCACUUCGGGGUUCAGACAGACGAAAGCUGAGGCAACGCAUCGUGGAAAUAUACACUCUCAGUCCAGAUGAAGGCAACGAACUAGUUCCCGAUGGUCUCCUCUCGCAGAAGUUUACCACUCAUUCCGGAGAACCCGGUAUGAUAUAUCUGGAACCGAAUGGGGACCCAUUAUGGUUCUCGAUUGGUAAAGACUCAGAUGAAAUGAUUCCGACAGUUUACACACUAUGGAAACAUCCUCUUCUCAUUCCAUGGAUGACGACCCCUGGGAUCGUAUUCGAAGCCUUGGCUCGUGGCGCAGAUAUGAUGUGUCCAGGAGUCGCCGGCAUCGUCAAACCCGAAAAACUCCCCGCCAAUUCCCUCGUUUGCAUCAGAGAACAUAUCGUUUCACGACAAGCCGUCGGUCCUGCGUUCGUUGUCGCUCGUAUGGCCGUCGACGGCCGUCGCAUUAUCACAGAAGAUAUAAAGACAGGAAAAGCUGCUGUGGUUCUGCAUAUGGUAGGAGACAAGCUGUGGGAAAUGGGUAGUCGACCGGCGAAACUUCCCGAACCUCUUGACAUGAACUUUUUGUCGCCGAAGCCGGCGGACAGUGGUGACAGAUUUGGCGGUGGGGCUGGGGCUGGGGCGUCAAGGAUAGAGGAGGUUGGAGGAGAGGAGUCUGCGCCUGUGGCUGUUCAGGAUGAAAAUGGAGCUGCGACAGAGCCGCCACAGUCGGAAGAUGAAGGAGAUGGAGAGCAUGGUCCUCCACAGUCGGCGAAGGUUGACGCUGAACCCAGCGUGACGUCUGCAACAGCCGAACCCGACAUCAAGCUCACACCAGACGAGGUGACCACACUACUACGAUCUUCACUCCUGCAAGCAAUCCAAACAACACUCUCCUCCGUCCCCCAAUCGUCUUUUCCCAUCUCUUCCUCCAUCUUCUACACGAACUAUAUUCUUCCUGCUCGUCCACUUUACGUCCGCCCACCGCCACCAUCCGCAUUGUCCUCAACCAACUCACCAUCGCCGCCACCCACUCACACCCCAGUCGACAUCAAACACUCCACCCACAAAUCCCUCUCCGCCUUCCUCCGAACGUCACAAUCCCAAGGUAUUAUCAAACUAAAAGACAAUCGUCCAGACGCUUCCAUCGUAGCCGUCUUCCCAAAACACCCUGAUGUAGAGCAUCAUAGGAAGUAUCGGACAGUUGGUGACGAGGAGAGGAGGGAGAGGAGAGAGAGGGAGAAGGAAGAAGGUGAGAGGGAAGGGAAAGAGAGUGGUAAGAAAGAGAUGGAGAUUGAGGAGCUGUGGAAGCCGCAUCAAACGUCGGUCAAAUUGUUCGAGGACAUGAAAGUUAGCGCAUCCGACCUCUACACCCUCCCUACCAUUAAGUCUCACCUCAAUACCUAUCUCACCUCCCAAAACCUCGUCAACCUCGCCGACCAAUCCUACAUCAACAUACGCGCUUCGGAUGUCCUCAAUUCUACACUAUCGACCAAGGGAACGAGUCCACCAGAGUUCAUGAAAAGGGAGGAAUUGAUCAAGGCGAUUUGUGGUAAGAUGCAGAAUUGGUACAGGAUCGGGUCGGGUGAAGAGGCUGUGGUAAAGAAGGGCGAAUUGAAGCCGAUCUCCGUGAUCGUAAAAAUCAGGGCAGGGAGGAAAGCGUGUACGCUCAUAACCGGGCACGAACAAUUCGGCCUGAAGAGCGAACAUAUCGCAGAGGCCUUGAAGGCGAAAUGUGCCUCUUCUACUACUGUUUCGUCACUUCCCGGGAAAAUAAGCGGCGAAGAAGUCAUGGUUCAAGGGAAACAGCUGAUUGCGGUGAAGGAAUAUUUGACGACUGUGCAGGGCGUGCCGAAGAGGUGGUUGGAGUUGACGGACGCGACGGUCAAGAAGAAGAAAUGA